This is a messenger RNA of Drosophila willistoni, 2875 nucleotides long. RefSeq names its product SCY1-like protein 2. Gene Ontology annotation, biological process: protein phosphorylation. Lineage: Eukaryota; Metazoa; Arthropoda; Insecta; Diptera; Drosophilidae. The record is from RefSeq and is a predicted model, not a curated record. Gene Ontology annotation, molecular function: ATP binding; protein kinase activity. Bases 129 to 2615 code for a protein of 828 amino acids. The transcript has 6 exons.
UUUCCCCACCUCUAUUUGGCGACUGUGGCAACGCUGAUAUUGAUUGCUAACAAAGACAAAAAAAAAACAAAAAAAUUCCAAAAUUCUUUUGCUCCGGGCGGAGACACUUUUGAGGACUACAUUGAGCAAUGGAUAUGAUAAAUAAAUUUUACUCCACAGCUGUGCAGACAGUAUCCACGCUGUCUGGAGUGCUGCCUGGUAAUAAUGUGACGCGAGAAUAUGAGGUUCUCGAGUUGACCAGCACUGCAGGAGUUGGUCUCAUGUGGAAGGUUUACAAUGGCUAUAAGAAGAGCACAAAGCAAGAGGUUUCCGUGUUUGUCUUUGAAAAGAAGUCCCUGGAGCGAUGGUCUCGCGAUGACAGAGAAACAAUGCUGGAGACACUGCGCCGUGGUGUCCAACAGUUGACAAAAAUUCGUCAUCCGCAUGUCCUCACAGUGCAGCAUCCGCUAGAAGAAAGUCGUGAUUCGCUGGCCUUUGCCACUGAGCCUGUAUUUGCUUCGUUGGCCAAUGUAGUGGGUGAUUCAGUGCGAUCGGAUAAGAAACUCUAUGAUGUGGAGAUACGUCAUGGUUUGCUUCAGUUAUUCGAUGGCCUGCAGUUUCUUCACAAUGAUGCCAAAAUCGUGCAUCGUAACAUCUGCGCCGAGACAAUUGUGAUCAAUAAAAACCGAAGUUGGAAACUCUUUGGUUUUGAUUUUAGCAUAGCCAAUCAGCCAGCGACUGAUGGCACUGCCCAUUGGCCAUGCCGGGAACACUCUACGUCGCUACAUGUGUUGGCUCAACCUAGUUUGGAGUACACAGCUCCAGAAUUAGCUCUGAACGGUGUGAAUACCCCAGACAGUGAUCUCUUUUCCUUGGGUGUGCUCAUUUUUACCAUUUACACCGGGAAACCACUGAAAAUGUUCGGCAGUGACUAUAGUGGCUUUCGGCGGUAUGCCAACGAGCUGAACCAACGGAAAUACCCGCCCAUGAAUGCUGUACCCAAUGAAUUGACCGAAAGCCUUAAGGCUCUGCUUCACCCAAGUGCCAGUUUGCGGCCCAAACUACAUGAACUUAAGCAGAUUGUCUAUUUUCAGGAUGUGGGCGUUAAGACAUUGAGCUAUUUGGAUUCCCUGUAUCAGUGGGAUAAUCUACAAAAAUCCAAAUUCUACAAAGGAUUACCUCAAAUUAUACCUACAUUGCCGCAUCGUGUAAAUCUCCAUUCUAUUCUUCCUUAUUUGGUCAAGGAGUUCAUUAACUCGCCUAUGAUUCCGUUUGUGUUGCCCAAUGUUCUACUCAUUGCCGAGAUGAGCAGCCAGCGAGAGUAUUGUGAUCACAUAUUGCCACAUCUGAAGCCGAUCUUCAAGCUAACCGAUCCCAUACAGAUUCUCUUGAUCUUCAUGCAAAAAAUGGACUUACUGCUAAAGCUAACACCCGCCGAGGAUGUCAAGUCAAGUGUCCUGCCGCUGCUGUAUCGUUCCCUGGAAUGCGAUAUGCCUCAAAUUCAGGAACUCUGUCUGGCUGUUUUGCCCACAUUCUCCACACUAAUCGACUACAAUGCCAUGAAGAAUUCGGUUUUGCCGCGCAUCAAGAAACUCUGUCUACAAAGUAGUAAUGUGUCGGUGAAAGUCAAUUGCCUAAUAUCGAUUGGCAAACUAUUAGAGAAUUUAGACAAGUGGCUGGUUCUGGAUGAAAUACUGCCCUUUUUGCAGCAAAUUCAAAGCCGUGAACCAGCUAUAGUUAUGGCCAUUAUAGGUAUUUAUAAGAUCGCCAUGACCAAUACAAAGCUGGGCAUAACAAAGGAUGUUAUGGCCCAUAAAUGUAUACCAUUCCUAGUGCCACUUAGUGUGGAAAAUGGUCUAACUAUUGCUCAAUUCAAUACAAUUGUGGCCCUGAUCAAGGACAUGCUCAGUCGUGUGGAACAAGAGCAGCGUGAAAAACUGCAGCAACUGUCAACAAUUCAACGAGAUAACAAACCUAAAGAUGCUUCCGAAAUAUUAGCCAAUGAGCUUGAGAGCAGCUCCGUCAUAUCCUCUAGCAAUGGCAAUAAAGUGGACAACGAUAUGUUCUCUGGAUUUAAUUCAACGCCAACAUCCACUCCUACUCCUAUUCCCACACUGGCGCCAGUACGGCCAAAAGAACAGCUCAAAAUAACGCACACAUCAAUGACACCGACACCGCUUCCAGCACCAGUAGCCUCUAAACCAGACAUUUUGAGCUCUCUGAUGCAAAGUAAUCUUAGUGGCUUGGGUGCACCUGCGCCAGCUCCAGCUCCAGCUGCAGCACCAGCACAAGCAGCUAACAACGGAUGGCAUAGUGCCAAUCCUUUGGUUAUGAAUCAUCAAUUGGCCUCGCCCCAACAGCAGGCCAGCAGUAACAAUAAUUUCUCCUCUCUGGACGAUUUGGAUCCGUUUGCAAAAUCAAAGCCAAACAAUUUAAAUGGUGCCAAUUUGUAUACACUGCAGCAGCCGAAUGUAAACUAUAUAUAUCCCAUGGGACAUGGGCAGGGCCAGCCCAUGAAUAAGAUGACUACACCAACACUCCAGCCGCAAACCCAGCAACAACAACAUCAACAGACUACAGAUAACCAAAACUUUAAUGCUCUAUCGCAGCAGGAUAUUCUCAAUUUUUUGAAUUAAAUGACAUUCCUAAGACAGAGUUCGAAAAACAUUCAAUAUUGUAAAUCCUAUAUCCUUAUAUCUAUGUAUAUGUAUCUACUAUAUCUAUAUCUUAUAUAUUUUAAUGUGCGAAUGUCGUACCAGCUUGGAUAGGUGUCUGCCUAUUUGUGUGUGCGUGCGUGGAUGGUUUUGUUAAAGUGUUUUAAUGUACUAUUAAUGUUUUUAUUUAAAUGUUUUACAACAUUUUCACAAAUAUCAAAUGCGAAACGAAUGUGUAUUUA